AUGGCCACUAUGCGCGCGGUCGAUAUCAAAGGCGGAAAGGGCGGCAUUGACGCGCUGUUCAUCAAUGCUGAGACGCCAAAGCCGACACCGAAGGGAAGCCAGGCGCUGGUAAAGGUCAAGUACUUCGGUCUGAACCGCAUGGACUUGCUCCAACGCGAGGGCUAUUACCCGGUGCCUCCCCAGGCGGGACCCAUCAUGGGAGUCGAGUUCUCCGGCGUGAUCGAAUCUUUCGGGAGCGCCCCUGAGAGGGGAUUCAACGUCGGUGACGAGGUGUUCGGCCUCGCGUACGGUGGUGCAUACGCCGAGUACAUUGCCGUCAGCACACAUAUGCUCGUGCACAAGCCCAAGGAACUCAGCUGGGAGGAGGCCGCGGGGAUUCCCGAGACGUGGAUCACCGCGACCCAGGCGCUGUACCUCGUCGGCGAAUUCAAGCCUGGCAUGAGCGUCCUGUGGCACGCGGGCGCGAGCAGCGUCAGCAUCGCCGGCAUCCAGCUUGCGAAGGCCGAUGGUGCGAGCGCCGUGUACGUGACGGCCAGCACCCAGGAGAAGAUCGACUUCUGCAAGACUCUCGGCGCGACCGAGGGGUUCAGCUACAAGGAGGGGAACUGGGCCGAAGCUCUGCUCAAGUACACGGAUGGCAAGGGCGUGGGCUUGAUUGUCGAUUUUAUCGGGGCCGGGUAUUUCAACCAGAACCUCGAUGCCGCGGCGCAAGAUGGCCAUAUCGUCCUUCUGGGCAUGAUGGGAGGUGGCGUCGUCAAGGGAGACGUGGACGUCAGUAGACUCUUGAGAAAGCGGCUGCGGAUCGAGGGAAGUACUUUACGCAGUCGCGAUGAGAAGUACCAGGGCCGUCUGAGGGAUAUGCUGGUCGAGCAUGCUUUGCCGAGAUUCGUCAAGGGCGAGUUCAAGGUGCCCGUGCAAAAGGUGUUCAAGAUGGAAGAGAUCAAGGAGGCUCAUGCUCUGCUUGAAUCGAACCAGACCAUGGGGAAGGUCAUUUGUAAGGUGGAGUAG
Exophiala spinifera is the source of this 1008-nucleotide messenger RNA. RefSeq lists its product as uncharacterized. The record is from RefSeq and is a predicted model, not a curated record. NCBI's taxonomy places the organism in Eukaryota, Fungi, Ascomycota, Eurotiomycetes, Chaetothyriales, Herpotrichiellaceae. The transcript has a single exon. The coding region runs from base 1 to 1008 and encodes 335 amino acids. Gene Ontology annotation, molecular function: oxidoreductase activity.